This is a messenger RNA of Salmo salar (Atlantic salmon), 2391 nucleotides long. Its product is annotated as leucine-rich repeat, immunoglobulin-like domain and transmembrane domain-containing protein 3. Gene Ontology annotation, molecular function: protein binding. The record is from RefSeq and is a predicted model, not a curated record. Lineage: Eukaryota; Metazoa; Chordata; Actinopteri; Salmoniformes; Salmonidae.
AUCACCUGUAAGCACUUCUUAUGUGUUCAGGACUCCGUGACUAUUCAUAUUUUUUCCUUUCUAAGAUGAGUUAUUUUUGACCUUUCGAAAUGAAUUCGGAUGUGUUUUCCUCUCCUCUUUCUCCUGACUUUGUGAUGUGAGCACUUUGGGUUGAUUUGGUGAACCAUGCAUCGUCUUCUCUACGCCCAUGUCUUCCUGUGCUGCUUCAGUGUGGCCCAUUCCUUCUGUCCUUCCCAGUGCACUUGUGUUUACCACGGACGGAGUGAUGGAACGGGGACCAGAUCGGUGCUCUGCAAUGACCCAGACAUGUCCGACAUCCCCGUCAACGUCCCCGUGGAUACGGUCAAACUGCGGGUGGAGAAGACGGCUGUGCGGCGCAUCCCCACCGAGGCCUUCUACUAUCUGAACGACCUGCGCUACCUGUGGAUCACCUAUAACUCUAUCUCCUCUGUGGACGCCGCCGCCUUCUACAACCUCAAGGUCCUUCACGAACUGCGUCUGGACGGGAACCUGAUUUCCAUCUUCCCCUGGAAGUCCCUGAAGGAGAUGCCCAGUCUGAGGACGCUGGAUCUUCACAACAACCGCUUGACCACUGUGGCCGUGGAGGCUACCCCAUACCUGGUCAACAUCACCUAUCUGGAUAUCUCCAGCAACAAGCUGACCACUCUGUCUUCGGACUUCGUGGAUAUCUGGCCGCCUUUCAACGGAAUGCCCGUCUCCUCCAACUUGUCCCAGAAAGUGGUGCUAGGUCUUCAGGACAACCCGUGGGUCUGCGACUGCAGGAUCUCCAAGCUGAUCGAGCUUUCCAAAAUGUCUGACACGUCAGUGGUACUAAUGGACCAGUUCCUGUCUUGCAGCGGGCCUGAAAACCUGGCUGGUGUUAUGUUCCAAAGGGUGGAACUGGACCAAUGUCUCAAGCCAUCCGUCAUGAUGUCAGCCACCAAGAUCACAGCCUCGGUGGGCAGCAACGUGCUCCUGCGCUGUGAUACCACGGGUUACCCCACGCCUACCCUCAUCUGGACUACUUCAGAUGGCUCACGUGUCAACAACACAGUUGUCCAGGAGUCUCCAGGAGAGGGUGUCCGAUGGUCCAUCAUCAGCCUGAAUGGGGUCUCGUACAAAGACAACGGGGAGUACAGCUGCAAGGCUAAGAACUUCGCCGGCAACGCAGAGGCUGCCAUCACCCUGUCUGUGGCAGGUUAUGUCACUACAAACAUGCCUCCAGAGAGGCCCAACAUAGAGGCUGCAGGGAAUAGCCUAUCCACAACGUCCUCUGCUCCGGAAACUGGCUUCUCAAACUCCCCUAGUGCGCCGUCUACCACUACCGCCCCACCCACGACCACGCACCCAGCCAUCUUGCCACCCAUCCUCACCAAGAAGAAACCCACGCCCAGCAACGUGCAGCAGAUAGCACCAUCCAAACCAUCCGAGAUCACACAAGGCAGCGACAGGAAGCUAGCGGCAGAUCAGAGUGAAAAGAAAGAUGAUUCCAAGUCUGUCCAAGAUCUCGAGAUCGUGGAGGAAACGCCGGAUAGCGCGGUUCUACUCUGGACGACCGAAGGUUUGCCGAGCAAUGCACCUCUCACCGUUGUUUAUUCCACUUAUGAUGAGGAGGACAACUCCAAAAGGACAAUGGAUACCGAUGCCGGGAGUGGCAAAGUUCUACUCGAAGGCUUGACUUCUGGAAUGAGAUACCAGGUUUGUCUGGUUUCCAAGGGAAGUGCAGCGGGAAAAGACCCCUGUAUCAACUUCUUCACCCUGGACCUUGUUGAGGACAAUGCUGCGAACAAGCUGCUGAUGAUAAUCAGCAGCUUUGCCUGCGCCGUGGCUUUACCUGUCAUUGGUUUGCUGGUCUACAAGAUCCUCUCACUCUAUUGCAGGAGCAAUGUGCCUUCUUCGGACGAGGAGCUAUCUAAAGACACGUAUGUGAAGUUUGAGACGAUAUCAAUGAAGCAGAGGACCUUGAACGCUAAUUCCGCUGAAUUGUGGACCUACAGGCAGACCAAGGAAUCCCAAGAGAGGAUGCUCCUCUGUUCCAGGUCAAGUAUUGACUCACAAAUGACAUACAAGAGUGACAGUUCCAGAUCAGAAUUUUUGUGCUAGCGUUCGAUUAAGACUUUUCAUGACUCGAAAGUUAAUACAAACUCUGGAGAUCUUUUUGAGGAAAACUACAAGGUUUUGCAUGUUCAAAGCUUUAUGACAAUAAUUGCCAGAUGAAUCACUGUUUGUUACAGCCUUAAUUUCUUUGUAACAAAAAAAACGAACUUUGAGAUACAGUGAGCUCCAAAAGUAUUGGGACAGUGACAAAUGUUUUGUUGUUUUGUACUCCAUCAAUUUGGAUUUGAAAUGAUACAAUGACUAUGAGGUUAAAGUGCAGACUGUCAGCUUUCA